Molecule: messenger RNA, 4781 nt
Organism: Porites evermanni
Lineage: Eukaryota; Metazoa; Cnidaria; Anthozoa; Scleractinia; Poritidae
Source: the annotation of a GenBank genome assembly
AUGGCUAAUUCCACCUCAACUGGGAUUUUAAACACGACAGUGUCGCCCACGACAGAAAAAGGCUCAUUCAGUUUUACAAUUAAAUUGGUCUCCACUCUUCUGUUGAUCACUACCAUAAUCCUCACUCUCCUCGGAAACUCGCUCGUCAUCCGGGCAUUUAUUGUUUUCAGGAAGCUGCAAAAUGUGACGAACUACUUCGUGGUGUCCCUUGCGGUGACGGAUAUCUUAGUUGCGUUGUUUUCAAUGCCAGUAUGGACAGUGUACCUACUAACAGGUAUUUAACAUUACGGCAAAAGUUUCUCUUUUGUAUUUAGUCAGUAGCCCCGUUAUCUGGAGCGAGCAACGUCUCUGUACAUGUGUCCUGGCGUUUUCACGGACCAUUUAAUUUUUUAAAAUGAUUUUAGCGCGAAGUUUGUAUUUUAUUUUAUUAUUAUUUUUCAUUUCAGUUUUUUUUUUUUAUUUCAUUCUUUAUUGACUACAUAAAAUACAAAAUAGACAGAAGAGGAAAAAAGAAAUAAAAGCAAACUAACUAACGAACUAACGAACUAAUCAAGUUUGUGACAAUGAACAAUGAAUAAUGUCGAAUAGAUACGAAAACAGACACUUAUUAAAACAUUUCCUACACAACACUAAGCAAAAAAAUGCAAGACAAUAUAUAACUCUAACUUGAACUAAGUUAUUAUGACAAGCUAUAAUUUACCCAAGCAAUAGAAAAAAUAGAAAUAAAAUAUUUGAAAAAAUAUUCUUAGGAGAUAAACUGAACCACUUUCGUUUAAAGAAGUUUUUAGACGCGAAUUUAGGUUAUCUUUUCAGUCCUACAGUCCCACAAACCAGUCAGCAAAACCUACAGACGUUAACUUGCUACUUUUGCCUUUUAAUGACUUUUAGUUUGAUAUGUUAGACUUUGAUUGCGCUCAUAGAUGAAGCAAAGUUUUCAUUUUCGCGGGGAAAGUGCCAUAAAAUCUAUCUAACACUAAGUAAACUUUCGGGUGUAUUUGUAAUUGCUUAAAAUGGAAUUAACACUGCGAUGAUCAUAACAAUCUUUAUGUAAAAAUUUGUAUUUCCGCAUUUCACAUCAACUUCAUGUUUCAUUCCUUUCACGGGUAAAGAUGCUCCCUGAAAGUAUGGGUCUUCAUAGCCUAAUUGGCAGAGCACUGCAGCGCUAGCGCAGAGGCCAUGGGUUCGAAUCCCGCUGAAGUCCCGAAAUUAUUUUCGGGUUCAUUUGCAAUUGCUUAAAUUGCAAACAUCACUGCGAGAAUCAUAUCAACAUUUGAAAAUUUGUAUUUUUCCAGUUCACAUCGUCUUCAUAAAACUAGACCUGUCAGUGAAAAAGCCUUGACAUAGACCUAGGGUGAGAGUUGUUGACUCAGGGUUAUGGGCUCCUCAUUUAAUGAAUACACGUUUGACGAUAUCUAGAAAUGAGUUUUCUUUAAUGUAAGGUUGAACCUGAGUCGAACCUCAAUUUGUCAACACCUCUCACAAGCGACCAUCUCUCAUAAGCAAUCCCCAGUCCAAAAUCAGUUUCAACAGUCAAAGCACUUGGAUCAUAAUGACACAGAAAUUGUAAAAGACAGCAGGCAUUAUCUUUCCCUAGCCCUGAGAUACCAGCAGCUGAAGUCACUUUCAGAGACAAUAGAGGAAUGAAGCGGUUAGUUUCUAUUGAAACUGUCAAAACAUUGCAAUUGUUACCCUGGCCACAGAAUCCUAAUCAGACCAAAAGUCUUAAGGAGACAACAGAGUUAAGUGAGUGUAAGCAACUACGUUUUUGAACGGCGGACACACAUCAACCACAUUCUUUGAUUUCUUGGGCUGCGAGUUUGACCAAAAUUUUGGGCAAAUCGCAACUGACUUUGACAGUGAAGACCCUUAGGUAACAAUUUUGGUAGCGUCAAGGCAUAUUAACAGGGAAAAGAGUCAAAUUCCGGUUGACGUGGGUCGCUCAAAAACGUCUUUGUUUGAGCUCCCAUUAUCUUGUCCUCGCCCUGAGAUCCCUGCAGCUGACAAGUCUUCCACAGACAAUAGAGGAAUGAAGUGGUUGGUUUCUUACAGAAACUUUGUUUGAGUGAAGCACAAAAAUUUCGCUUUAUCAACUGAUUUGAUAACACGAUUUGAUAAAAUCAAUUGUCCACCAUUAAGUGGGUAGACUGGUUGUUUUUGAAGGAAAUGAUGUUGAUUUGGGAGGGAAAUAAAUUAGAGUAAAAGAGGUAUAAUACACGUAACCAGUUAAUCAACUGAUGGGCUCAGAGGCACCUUGAUGUGGUUGUGGACUAUCUGAUAUUUGUUUGUUUGCUUCAUAUUUUGAUUUUUAACAACCCCUAAAUCAGCCAAAUAUUUUCAUAUGUCUAAAAUUUUAAACAUCCCCUCCCCCAAUUUUUAUACAUUAAAAAAUAUUUGUAAAAAGUUAUUAAAGCAAGGACUCCAACAUAAUUGAGUCAUUUUUUGAUUGAAUGAAUUCUUGGCUAGAUAUUUAAGAAAAAGGGACGAAAAAUAGAAAAACAGUGUUUUUAACCAAACUGCCUCCUUAAAAAAAUCGAAAGCUAACGUUUCGAGCUGUAGCCUUUCGUUCAAAUAGGGACUCAACUUCACAAAUGGCCAGGACAAUUACGUCUAUCAUCCAUGAACUUCGUCAUUUAUAAACUGGAGUCAAUACUGUCGCUAAAGCGAUGAUGGUGUCAAAAUAGAUUCCAACCUCUUUUAAGCCUGCUCCGAGGGAAGAGUCGGGCUUUCGUAUAACAAUGACGGGGAUAUUCGUAGGAAGAUUAGAAUAAGACCCCAAGGAAUUGUGGUAUGAUGAAUUUUAUUAUUUUUAUUUAGGAAUUCCUUUAUGUACAACUCAAACUGAUAUCUUCAUUGAUAAAAGUAGUGUCUUUCCGUCCUGAAUAUCCUAAUUGGCACCAAAAUCUGCCUCUAGGCGAGACGACAACAAACCCGUAAUUUUCAUGAGGGAGUCACCCCCCUCCCACCACUCUGGGAAACGACCGGACAAAAUGCCAAGUUUAGAAUUUGCUGGUUGCUGGUAAUGUGGCUUUUUAAAUACUUAAGAAUAUGAGGAUAGGGAGGAGUGGGUGAGGGAGGGAGGUUAAAAAACAGUUGAACUCACUUUUAGCGGAGGGACUCCAUCUUUAAGUUGGACUGAUCGGAUUUAAGAUUGUUCAAGAAACUGCUUUGUUUUGCAGGACCGCACUGGCUGUUUUCGACGUGGUUUCACAGAAUCUGGCAGUCUAUGGAUAUCUUGUGCAGUGUUGCAUCCAUUACCCACCUUCUUCUCAUAAGCAUCGAACGUUACAUUUGCAUUUCAAGUCCGCUUACUUACCACAGCAUCGUCACGACGAGAAAAGCCCGGGUCGCCAUUUUUGUAGCGUGGCUCUUUGCGCUUGUUAUGACGAUCCUAAAACUAUUGUUCUGGGGAGGACCAACUAAGGUUUACCAGCUUACCAGUUUCGUACUGUGUUUCGCUACACCUGUCUUGGUUAUGAGCUACGCAUAUAUCAUGAUAUUCAGAGUUUCUCGCACGCAAGCCAAAAAAAUGAUCUUCAAAAUUGGCGAGAAGACUAAACGAUUCUGCCUUCCCAAGGAGCUGAAGGCUGCAAAGACGCUUGGAGUCGUAAUGGGAGCCUUUGUUUUAUGCUGGUUCCCGUUCUUCUUUCUUAACGUUUACCAUGCUUUGUGCCCGUGAGUAGAUGUUUUCUUUUCUUUCAAAUAUUUAAUGGAAUAGAAUGGUUACACGCUCGUCAGACUCCUUGAUUUGUUAUAUUUUUGCGAACUCGAAGGUGCUCAACGUUCAAUAGCAUUCCUAUCAUUUUGAUCUAAACUGGCUAAUAAAAGCGUUGCAUUAAUUUAUUCCGUCACAAUUUGUGCAAUCAGAAAGCAAAGGAUUGUGCACCGUCAGGGAGUUCCCAACGUAAACUGAAGCACUGUUGUUCUUAUCUUGAGAUUUGCCGGCUUUCACAACCAGUCUCCUUUACAGUUUAUAUGGAGAAAACCUAUCCUAGGUAGAAGGAUCAUCCCUCGCGUUCGUUAAAUUGCCAGUCUCGAUCUACAGCACUUAUGCUGCUGUUUCUCUUAGUUGGUAUGGAACGUCCUUCAGUCAAGAACCUUUACCGAAACUACGAGUACGAGGUUUGACUGAAAACUGUUUUCGUGUUCUGUAAAAAAAAAACACCCCGGAAUGCUUCAGUACAUUUUUUUUUUCACCAGAAUAGCUGGCACACAGUUACCUUUAUUGGGGGAUGUUAAUCUCUCUCCCGAUGCGGAUCGCAAAAUGGUAAAUCUUUUAACAUUUGAUAAGUUGUUUCCGUCACUACGAAAUCUUUGCUAAAACUCGUAGAUGAAUGACGACGGCUAUCCCACGGUUUUGCAGCCAAAAUGACACUGGUUCUCGCGCGAGUACUAUGCUUAGUAUUGAGAAUAUCUUGUACUCGUAGUAGUUCUUGUCUUAAAAUCUAAAGCUCUCUAAUGCAAGGAACUUAACCAACCAUUUUAUUUUACAUCGUAGCUCCUGUCCUAUAGAUGCAGGAGCUGUAAUGGUUGCUAAAGGUCUUCACUACUUCAACUCUGUUCUCAACCCGAUCAUCUACAGUCUGAUGAAUAAGCAGUUUAAGACCGCGUUCAAACAUCUCUUCUACUUGACGUACUCGAACUUGUCUGGCAGAGGUCCUGUGAUGACCAGAUUAGACGUCGAUAAGCAACUGUCAUUUACGUACUUCUCUUCCUUGAAAAGCAGAUCAUCUCUGCAAGAAAAAAGUAGAGCUGAAGAAAACAACUUGCCUCAAAGGGUAUAA